AUGAGGAUUCUAGCAGUACUAUGGACGGUAUGUUUGGUAAGACUAUGCAGUGCAGGCUUUUGGUGCUGUGGAGGAAGUAAAACAGAUGACGAUGAAGUUACUGUUAGAACAGUACAAGGAGGUUCUAAUGAAGUCUCUACGGAGAAUCUCAGAGCAGUUCCACCUCAACAUUCUAUAGUUCCUGCUGGCCAGUUUUCUAGUGAAGACUCUACAGUUCCUCAGCCAGCUGGAAAAGACGGAGACGUCUCAUCUUUAAAAUCAGAUCCUGGUACCAUUGAUGUAAAUCAUCCAGACAACUCCCAAUGUCAAGCCUUUGACUAUUAUUAUGAUGAUAACUUAACUAGGCUUAUUGCUCCUAUUUCUGGAAAGUCGAUAAAUGAACUAAAAGAUGAUACAAAAAAAAUAUGGUCAUUAGGAAGUGGAGAGACCUUUGAAUACGCCAAGGUUUAUCUUAACAAGGAUAAGAAAGCAGAAGUAAUCUUUGUUGUAGUAAAAAAAUCUUCUGAAAUAUCACGAACAUAUUAUGCAAAGAGUGAGAGUGGAUGGACAUCUUGCAACAAUCAUAAAGAGAAGAUUAAUGAUCUCAAAACAGAGGCGACAAAAACAAAAGCUGCUAUUGACAUUGGAAGUGAAAAGGAAACUGACCAAUGCUAUCUAAUUUCGACCGAAUUGCUCGGUCUAGAGGUAAAAAUGUUUGUUCCAAAACCAGAUUAUUACGCUACUGAGGUUAAAAAUGAUAGUAAGUCCCUCUUGGAGGCGGCUGAAGAUAAUGGCGAGAGAUGUUUAUCCUGUGAUAUUUACACCAAAGGGAAUAAUAACCCGCUUCUUCUUAUAACACUCAAGGUUAAUAAUGAAUUAGACUAUGAAUAUUUUGAGAAGGAAGGAGCGAAGUGGAAGAGUAUAACACAAGAAAACUUUAGUCAAAAAAAGAAUGCUAUGCAAGCUGCUUGA
Messenger RNA from Theileria equi strain WA, 951 nucleotides. RefSeq lists its product as hypothetical. The transcript has a single exon. Lineage: Eukaryota; Apicomplexa; Aconoidasida; Piroplasmida; Theileriidae. Bases 1 to 951 code for a protein of 316 amino acids. The record is from RefSeq and is a predicted model, not a curated record.